Messenger RNA from Condylura cristata (star-nosed mole), 765 nucleotides. Its product is annotated as keratin-associated protein 24-1. The record is from RefSeq and is a predicted model, not a curated record. Gene Ontology annotation, cellular component: keratin filament. The transcript has a single exon. Gene Ontology annotation, molecular function: structural molecule activity. Bases 1 to 765 code for a protein of 254 amino acids. Lineage: Eukaryota; Metazoa; Chordata; Mammalia; Eulipotyphla; Talpidae.
AUGGACUCAGGCUCCAUGACUUUCCCCGGCUUCCCUGGGAUCUGCAGAGAAACGUCCUAUAGAACCUAUUGUUACAUCCCAGUGACCUCCUCGGCUGCAAUUUGCUCCAGUGAUGUAAGUUCUACUUUGAGGCUGUGUUUACCCAGUAGCUACCAAGGAAACCUUUGGCUUCUGGAUAACUGCCAAGAAUCCUAUGGUGAAGUGCCAAGCUGCAACUCUCCCAGCUGUGAGCUCAAGAACUGCAACACGAGCUCUGUCCCAUCAAACCUGCAUGUGCUCUGCAACUCUCCAAUUGUAGGAAAAGAGAGCAGCGUCUGCGAAACUACCCUCAUUGGACCGAGUCCCGGCUGUAGCCCACGCACUCAGGGCAAGGGGUAUGUAUCUCAUUGCUCCCCACCCAGCGGAUAUACAUCUAAAGCCUGUCAGACCCCCAACUAUGGCUCCAAAUGCUUUGGGCAACUUAAUUACCUGCCCAAGAACCAACCCUUAAAGCCCAGCAGAGUGGGUAGUUUGGGGUACAGAAACUACCUAAAUCUCGGCAUAAUACGACGCAGUAGCUUCUCACCACCAUGUUCUGUUACCUACAGCUGCCAGCCACCAAGUUAUCCAGGGAGAUAUUGCAAAAGUGGGUCAACUUAUAGGCCCAUGAGUUGUCAACCACUGAGUUUUCUUUCUAGAAGAUUCCGGUCUCUGAAUUGCAUACCAAGUACCUUCCCUCCUCUGAGGUAUUUAUGCAGUGGCUGCAGACCUCUGAGUUGUUAUUGA